Messenger RNA from Mya arenaria, 8817 nucleotides. RefSeq names its product 1-phosphatidylinositol 4,5-bisphosphate phosphodiesterase beta-4-like. Gene Ontology annotation, biological process: lipid metabolic process; phosphatidylinositol-mediated signaling. Gene Ontology annotation, molecular function: phosphatidylinositol-4,5-bisphosphate phospholipase C activity; calcium ion binding. The record is from RefSeq and is a predicted model, not a curated record. NCBI's taxonomy places the organism in Eukaryota, Metazoa, Mollusca, Bivalvia, Myida, Myidae. Bases 168 to 3725 code for a protein of 1185 amino acids. The transcript is spliced from 32 exons.
CAACAUCUCUGAGCAUCAUUGGAAAAUGGCUGCAAAUAGUGGAAUGGAUUAAGUGAUGCUAAGAAACAGACCGUUGGAUUUUUACUUGAAUUAUUGGAUUUAUCACAGUAAAUCACGAUGGAUACAAAAUAGAUAGGCCUGAGUCGUGUAAUGCAUAAAGUGAGGAGAUGGCAAAACCGUUUGACUUCCAGUGGCGUAUUCCUGUACCAGAUUGGCUACAGAAGGGAGACUUAUUUGACCGCUGGGAUGAGGAGUGCACUGCUCUAGAAUCGUCAUGUCUGGUCCAAGUAGACGAGUUUGGCUUCUUUAUUUACUGGAAAAGUGAUGGCAAGGAAGGACAAGUGCUGGAAAUAUCUCAGGUCAAUGACAUCAGGCUAGGACUGGCACCAAAAAUAAAUGACCCAAAGGUGAUAAUUGACCUGGAACAGAAGGGGACAGGGGCACUGGAGGCCCGCACAGUCACCAUCUGUCAUGGGCUUGAUUUUGUCAAUAUCAACUACACCCCAAUGAUAGCCCGCGACCCCGAAACAGCUAAGGCAUGGUUCCAGGGUUUACGGCAGUUAACACCAAAUACCAAGGCCAACAACAUUUGUCCAAUGACCUCUCUUAAGAAACACUGGAUGAAGCUGUGUUUUAUGGUAAAUCCCAGUGGGAAAAUACCUGUGCGAAGUAUAACCCGGACAUUUGCAUCGGGACGAACGGAAAAGAUGAUUAUGCAAUCACUAAAAGACUUAGGGCUUCCAGGCGGAAAGAGUGAAGAAAUAGAGAUAUCAGCAUUCACAUUCGAGAAAUUCUACAACCUCUAUCACAAAAUCUGUCCCCGAACAGACAUCGAAGAUCUAUUCAAAGAAUGGAGUCGGGGUAGAUCGUAUUUAACUGAUGAAAUCUUGAAGGAGUUCUGUAAUGAGAAACAGCGAGACCCGAGAUUGAACGAGAUCCUGUUUCCGGAGUAUGAUCUCAAAAGUGUGUGUAAACUCAUUCAGACUUACGAAACAGAUCCUGAUUACAAGAACAAGAACUGGCUAAGCCUAGAUGGAUUCUGUCGGUACCUGAUGUCGGACGAUAAUGCCCCGGUAUUUCUCGACCGAUUGGACAUAUACCAGGAUAUGGACCAGCCUCUCUCCCAUUACUACAUAAACUCGUCGCACAAUACCUACCUCACAGGCCGACAGUUUGGCGGUCGAUCCUCGGUCGAGAUGUACAGACAGGUGCUGCUAGCAGGGUGCAGGUGUGUAGAAUUGGACUGCUGGGAUGGCCGCAAUGAGGACCAGGAACCAAUCAUCACCCAUGGCAAGGCCAUGUGCACAGACAUACUCUUCAAGGAUGUGAUUCAGGCCAUACAAGAAACUGCUUUUGUCACCUCAGAAUAUCCGGUCAUUCUCUCAUUUGAAAAUCAUUGUAGUAAAUUCCAGCAAUAUAAGAUGUCCCGGUAUUGUGAGGAAAUCCUUGGAGACUUACUCCUCAAGUCCAACCUUCCAGAUUACCCAUUAGAACCAGGGUUUCCCUUACCUUGCCCCUCAACAUUGAAGAAGAAAAUCCUCAUCAAGAACAAACGAUUAAAACCAGAAGUGGAAAAACGCCAGAUGGAGUUAUUUCUGAAAGGUCAGGACCAGGAUGCAAUAAAUGAUGACGCGCCAGGCGAAGAUCCGAUGGUUGUUGCCGAGGCAAUAGAUGGUGAAGCUGGACCGAUCAACGACGAUGAUAGCAGCAGUACCAGCUCUGACUCUCCGAUAACUGAGCUACCACCAAGCAAACCUGAAAGAGACAGGGAUUUGGAUCCCACAAAGGCCAGCACAGAUACAGACCCUCAUCCGGAGUACAUGAUGGCAAAGACACCGGACUCCAUUGAAGAAGAUGAACUCAGUAUUAAAGUCAAGGGAGCUCUUACUGCGGACGAAGUAGCUGCCCUAAUGUCCAACUACCAUUAUAUCGGAGCCACCACAAACAUUCAUCCCUGCUUAUCCGCCCUUGUGAACUACGCUCAACCAGUCAAGUUCCAGGGCUUCGAUAUAGCGGAAGAGCGGUGUGUUCACUAUCACAUGUCCUCAUUUAAUGAAAACACUGGCCUAGGCUAUCUCAAAACACAGGCUGUAGAAUUCGUAAACUACAACAAGCGUCAAAUGAGCAGGAUAUAUCCGAAGGGGGGUCGUGUAGAUUCAAGCAACUACAUGCCUCAGAUCUUCUGGAAUGCUGGAUGCCAGAUGGUGGCGCUCAACUUCCAAACGCCGGAUCUCGCAAUGCAGCUCAACCAGGGCAAGUUUGAAUACAACGGAAACUGUGGAUACCUGCUGAAACCAGACUUUAUGAGACGACCUGAUCGAGAGUUUGAUCCAUUCUCAGAGAGCCCAAUAUCUGGGGUGAUAGCUGCAUGCUGUACUGUACAAGUAUUGUCUGGUCAGUUUCUCUCGGACAAGAAGAUUGGUACGUAUGUUGAGGUGGACAUGUAUGGUCUACCCACAGACACCAUUAGGAAGGAGUUCAAAACCAGGUCGGUGCCCGCAAAUGGCUUAAACCCGGUCUACAAUGCUGAGGAGUUUGUAUUCAGAAAGGUGGUGCUACCUGACCUGGCAGUUUUGCGUAUUGCUGUGUUUGAAGACCAGGGCCGUAUGAUUGGCCAGCGUAUUCUCCCACUAGAUGGCUUGCAGGCGGGAUACCGACACAUCCCGCUGCGAACAGAAGGGAAUUUCCCGCUUCCUCUUCCCACUGUGUUCUGCUGUAUCUCACUGAAAACAUAUGUUCCGGAAGAAUUUCAGGAUAUUGUAUCAUCCCUGUUCAAGCCUCAGUUACAGCCGACCAAUCAGAUUGUCAAGAUGGGAAUUGAUGAGAAAGACAUUGGAGAAAUCCCCAUUGUCGCAAAACGACACCCUUCCGCAGGCAACGGUAAAGUCCUAGCUGUAUCACAGAACAGCACAGAUGGCAGCAGAUUGAAAAAAGAAGACGAGCCCUUCGAAGCAGUUCAUCGUGAGACGCUCAAGUACGAUAAGGUGUACCAAAAACUGUUAAAAAAGCAGGCAAAGGAGCUGGAAAUGCUGAAGAAAAAACAUCAGAAGGAGCGAUCGGCCAUGCAGCGACAACAUUGUAUUAUAGUCGACAAGCUCGUUGCCGGCCAAGAUAAAGAAAAGAUGGCGUCAGAGAAACUUGUGGAAAAAUUAAUUAAAAAAAAGGCGUCUGACGAGAGUAAAAGCACGCAGCAGGAAAAGGUGGUGACUCUUACCAACGACCACAGAGACCAGGUGCACCAGAUGGUUGUAGAUCAGACACGGGAGUGGUCGGACAUGGUGCUGACCCAGCUAACAGAGGAACAUGAUCUCCGCAAGGAACACAUCCUCCAGCAGGACAGGUGCCUUGUUAAACUGCUUGUAGACGUGCAGGCAGCACAGCAGAAGGAGCUUGCAGUAAAACAGGAGAGGGUUAACAAGGAUCUGAAGGCUUUGCAGGCAAAACAGUCAGUGGAGUCGAGCAAGUCCGUCAUGAAUGACAAAUCCAUUAAAAACAAGGCAGAGCGAGAGAGGCGUUUUAGAGAAAUUAACGAAAACAAUAUGAAAAAGUUCAUUGAAGAACGCCGAAGAUUGGAAGAGAAACAUGUCAAAAAAACAAAACAGCUGGAAAAAUUCCACCAGGAACAACUAGAAAAAUUUGCCAAGGACACUGCAAAGGAUUUAGACAUGGCAGAUAUGGUGAGGACGGAGGCCCUGUUUGCGACAAAACCUGAAACCGAUGUAUGAUACAGGCCAAACAUAGACACUUUUGCUGUGUUGACUUGUCUUCAAUUGGACAAACAAAUAUGAUUUUACUAGUUAUCAUUGGCCCAACUGACAUUUUGACAAGUCGCUAUUGGCCAAGAAUAGAUGUGUUUACUAGAACUCAAUGGCCAGACAUAAUCAUUUAUGCUGUGAAUUCAUUUGUCAAACAUAGACAGUCUGACUAGUUCUCAUUGCCAAACCAUAUAGGUUUAUACGGUAAAUUCACUGGUCCAACGUAGAUGUUUUGACUAGUUGUCAUUGGCCAAACAAAAGGUUUAUACUGUGAGUUAAUUCAUUGGUCAAAUAUAGUUGUUUGACAAGUUGUCACUGGCCAAACAUAUACAUUUAUACAUAAACAUACUGUGUAUUCGUUGGCCAAACAAAUACAUUUGUACACAUACAUACAUGUACUGUGUAUUCAUUGGCCAAACAUUAACAUUUUGACAAGUCGUCAACCAUAGACAUUUAUGUGUGGUGACGAGUCAUCAUUCGCCAAACAUUAAUAUGUAUAGCAUUUGUUUCUGCAAAUUUCGUAGUCCCAUAGUGAGUCUAAGUGUUACAUGUGUGGAUAUUUAAUUGUAAAUUAACUUAAAUCGCUGAAUAUAGAAAUUGUGAUAGUGGAACUGUGGAUAAAAGCAAAUAGCUCUGUGAAAAAAGUGAAGCAUUGUCAUAGCUCUGGUGGAGCUUGAACCAUUGUCUGAAUAAAAGUACAAAAUAUAUUCAUGUGAAAAUGUGUACCCAUGUUGCAACAGAAAAUGUACACAAACAUGUGUGGGCUUGUUUGUUAAGAUGUGUUUUGUUUAACUAGAACAGAACAACAGACAACGUUCUCUUUAAAAACUGUUAUUUAAUUUUAUACUUCACAAAGAUUUAUAUAUAAAUGUUCAGAAAAACCUUACCAUCAACUUUUGUAUGGGUUUGUGAACCUAUCAUCCAAGCCAUUUCAACAGCGCACAUUGUAAAUUUCCAGCGUAAAUGAAGACAUUCAACAUUGCGAAGCAGGGCAAGGAAUCCAGUAUUCAAUGAUUUCUGACAUCUACAUAUAAUUUGUCAUGAUUUAGUUUACCCUCACCCAUUUCCAUUCUUGUUAAGAAUUCUCCAUUUUUGAAAUGAAUAUACAUGUACUCUUAUGUUUCUGUUAAUGUAUACUUUUUAUCUCAUUUUGUACAAUCAGUGGUAUUGUACUAAAAACAUGAGAGUAUUAAUUAAUUGUGUGUAACAUUUUUGUUGAAUGUUGGCUACUAAUGGUUGAAACGGAAGAUAUUGAUGUUUUGCUUUCACUUUAAUUUCAUGAGGUUCUUUUUCUCUCUUUUCUGUGUGUUAGUUUUGAGCUCAUUAGCUCAACACAGGUUAUUCAUCAAAAACAUUUCCAGAUAUUUAGAUGAAACUUGGUAAACAUGUUGCCAGAGCCAAUAGGCAUUCGUUUAGUAAGGCCCAUAAUUUAGGCUGUAAUAACUAUUAAGCUAUGUCUCUUUUUUGAUAGAAAUACAGAAGGCGAGUGAGGCAUGCGCUCUGAAGCUCUCCGUAUUAUCACAAUAUGUUAUGUUCAAUGUGCCAUAUUGAUACCCAUCAAUGAAUUAUCAUUAGCUAACUUUAAUUCAUAUCCUCAUGAAAUUAAAGCAUUUGUAAAAGGAACCCUCGUGAUAUUUUCCUUUAUUUUGCCGGGCAUGUGUGAAUUUAAUAACUUUACACCCGCAAUCGCAGUUUUAACUUGGUGCUCCUCACAAUCUCACAUCUUAAUCUGUAUUAAAUAUAUUUGAAUUGCAACGAGCAAAAAUAGGUCAUGAAGUAAAAAAUGACAUAAGCAGGAAACAUGACACCAUAGUUUCCUGUGACUAAAAAUAUAUGACGGCGCUGAUGUAGUGACACGCUUUAAACAUCCUACAUUUUUUUAAAGUGAUUACCCUUCUUUUUUAUUAAUAAAAUGUUUGAUAGAAUGCCAAAAAAAAUGUUUUUCACUUUUUUUACUAUAAGACCUGUAUUUGCUUGUUGCGGCUCAAUUGAUGUGGUUUGAAAUAGAUUGUGAUUCUUAUACUUGUUUGUUUAUGGCAACUUUUUUACACACCUGAAGUCCAGGAGUGAAUUGUGUAUUUUCAUUGUUGGUACAUAUUUAUUACUUGUCAUAGUGAAUGGUAGAUAUGCGUCUGUUUACAGUUUAAUUGUUAUACAUGUAUUUUGUCCUUUCGAUCAUUGAAUAUUAACUUAAUUAUAUUUAAAAAUAGAAAUUCCACUUUAGCAAAUUGAUUAUUCAAGUGUUGCACUUUCCGUUACUGUAAGCAGUCUCAAUAAAAGCGAGACUGAUGUUGUAUUACUUGACGAUGUAGCAUGUGCUUCCCUUUCUUAUAUAUUACGAGGAAAUUACUAUCAGCUAUUGUCAUAGUCUUGGUGUCAGUAGGGUCAUUGGUGGCAGGUUUGUGCAAAGCCUUGAACCAGGGACAAAUCGCACAUGUACAGCAAAUCCCAUUACUCGGGCUAUCAUAAUUUGUUGAAUAAUGCCCCUUUUUUACUGAAAAUAAAAGAUGGGCAUCAGGGCUCAAGUUACAAGUUGUCAGUAGUUGCACUACUAUUUAUCAUUAUUUUACUAAAAAUAGUAUAAUUUUUUAUUUUAUUUUAAUGGGGUGCGAAUUCAUGCCAGUAAAGUCAAGACAAAAUUAGAUAUCGGGCGCUUCAUCACUAGGCCACCAGUGAUGGAUAUUUUGUUAUUAACACUGAUGAGAAUUGUGGUCUUCAAAGACGAUAUUUGAGUUCUUCUUAUGUUUUGCCGCACUUUAUUUCGUCAUACUAAAAAAGUUCAUUUCACAAAAAAAGGCGCAAGUCCCUUAAAGUGAGUCUUUUGAUGAAUAUUGUGUGUGUUUGAUUUUAAUAGUACAUCUCAGCUGGAUGUAUGUUUGUUGUAUGUGUAUACCUUAUUGUGCAAUACUAGUAAGCAAGUUCAAGAAUAUAUUAUCCAUUUGUUAGAGUCUAUGAUGGCACUCUUAUAACAGGUAGUCAUGAUGUAUCUGUUAUUUUAUUGUUUACAGAAGGAAAUAAGUUUAUGACAUUGGAGUGUUUGCAAAACAUUAUGCAUACAUGUAAAUUGUAACUGUAGCGACACAUUAAGAAAUAGUUGUAUUUGAGUCUUAAAAUCUAUUACAAAAUUUAUCUCGUACUUCUGGUGAUGCUGACGCUCGAAGAAACAACUUUCCUCAAGCUAACAUGCAAAUAUAUCAUUCUAAAUAUUCAAAAUGUACAAAGUAGUGCACAUAAAGUAGUACCAGGAUACAGAAAGUAGUGCACAGAAAGUAGUCCACUUGUCCCAUAGAAGUUGUGUUUCACAACUACUUCUAAGAGAAUCUCAUUUAUAAUGUAUCAAGUAUGAUGUUUACUAUAGCGGCCAAAAUAAUUAUUCUGUUAAAUGGUAAGAAGUAACAACUUUUUAAUAGAAUGUUAGGCUGAAGAUUGGGACGUGUUAAUUGAGAAUAACAAGCAUUAAUAAAUUGUUUACAUGAAUUUGGUAAGCAACGAAUUAUCCUUGAAUGUGUUCAGACAAGAUUGAUUUAUUAUCAUGCAUUAAUUUUGUCUGCUAGUGUAUAUGCAUUCUUAUUAAAAUUAUACAUUUGCAAAUACUUAAAGGCAUAACAUGCCAUAUUGUUCAUAUAAAUGACGAAGUGACAGGGAUGAAGUGAAUGUAUGCUAUAUUCUUGAGCUGUUGAAUUAUAUGCCAGUCUCUUGUUAUUGUGUGUCAGUCUUUUACAUCAGUUCUUUGUUUUGCUGUUGACCUUUGUAUAUUUUACCCCCAUCUUUAUCUUGAACUGUUUUAAGGGUUUGUGAUGUUUGUCUUUACAUGUUAAUAUGAAGAAUGGUUAAUUUUUAUACGCCCAUCUUACGAUGGCCGUAUUAUGGGAACACCCAUGACGGGCGGGCGGCUCCACAAUGUUGUCCGCUCUCUAACUUGAACAUUUCUCAUCCAAUUUCCACCAAACUUCAUGAAAGUGUUUGUUGGUGAAAUAUCUAGGUCAAGUUCGAUAACCAGCCAAAUCGCUUUAGGCACUCCAGAGUUAUGGCCCCCUGAAUUUGUCAAAAUUGUCCAUUUUAGCUUUGUCCGCUCUCUAACUUGAACAUUUCUCAUCCAAUUUCCACCAAACUUCAUGAAAGUGUUUGUUGGUGAAAUAUCUAGGUCAAGUUCGAUAACCAGCCUAAUCGCUUUAGGCACUCCAGAGUUAUGGCCCCCUGAAUUUAUCAAAAUUGGCCAUUUUAGCUUUGUCUACUCUCAAACUUGAACAGUUUUUAUCCGAAUUUUACCAAACUUGCUACUAUAAAUGUUUAUUCUUGUUAUAAUGUCAACUACAAUUGGAUUUGUCAUGUUUUAUUUGUCCAAUCGGAGCGCAGUAAUAAACAUUAAAACAAUGAUGUCAUUAUAUAGGCAAUGCGGUUCAUGCAAAAUAAACGUCAGUUGUUUUUGGUAGAAAAGAUGGGGAGGUUUUUUAUAAAUAUUCUAAUAACAUGAAUCAUGUGUAUGGUAAGCAAUAUAAGAAAUGUACGUUUUGCCCAAUUGACAACUAAGUGUUAAAAUUUGAUCUCAAAACUGAUUGGUUGUUUUUAACUCAAUAAUAUUAUUUAUUAGAAAUUAUGAAGUCUUUAACAUUCAAUAACUAAUUCAUAUUUUAAAGAAAUAUUACUUUGAUAUAAAAACAUAGAAUCCGAAGAUAUUUUAAAACAAUGGUUUACAAAUGAUCAGCUUAUUGUCACACCAUGAACAUUACAGAAACUGUUUGUUUUUUUAAAGUGUUCUCAUUUUUGAAUACAUUUUAGUCAUAAUAGUUUUUAUCAAAAACGUUUAAGGGGAAGAAUACGAUGUACAUUUUACAUGUUAAUUGUUUGUAGCUCUUUUGUAUUUGUAUGGUUCUUUUCUAUCAUAUUUGUUGAUACUCCAUUUUACUUCAUAUGUGACGUUUUUUAUAUUCUUGUCUUAACUUUUUUAGAUUUCAUUCAAUGUAAUAAUGUUAUUAAAUAGAGAUCUAAAUAUAUGUUUUUACAAUAUGUGAUAUUUUGUUAUUUAGAUGUCUUAAAAUGUAGACUAAAUACCUAAAUUUCA